Messenger RNA from Solanum stenotomum, 594 nucleotides. RefSeq lists its product as uncharacterized. The record is from RefSeq and is a predicted model, not a curated record. Lineage: Eukaryota; Viridiplantae; Streptophyta; Magnoliopsida; Solanales; Solanaceae. The transcript is spliced from 2 exons. The coding region runs from base 1 to 594 and encodes 197 amino acids.
AUGGCAAAAGGGAAUGUGAUGGAGGAUGAGGCUCCUCAAAUGCAGGAAGAGAGCCAGGCAUUGUUGGAAAUGCCAAGGUACGCCAAAUUCAUGAAAGAGCUGGUCACAAAGAAGAGGAGCUUGGACUAUGAAACGAUAGAGGUGCCCCAUAGUUGCAGUGCAAUUAUGACAAAUGAGUCAAUCACUAAGAGAGAAGACCCUGGGGCAUUCACAAUCCCAUGCACAAUUGGCAUGCUCCAAUUCGCUAAAGCUUUGUGCGAUUUAGGAGCAAGCAUUAACUUGAUGCCCUAUGCAAUAAACAAGCAACUUGGUUUGGGUGAACCAAAGGAAACCACAAUGAGAUUCCUCAUGGCUGAUCUAUUAAUCAAGCACCCAGUGGGGAUACUCUAUGACAUAUUGGUAAAAGUAGAUCGGUUCAUCUUUAUGGCUAAUUUUGUGAUUCUAGAUUGUGAGAUCGAUGCUGAAAUCCCCAUUAUUUUGGGAAGGCAAUUCUUAGUCACCAGGAGAGCAUUGGUGGAUGUCGAAAGAGGGAAAUUGAAGUUUCAUGUGAACGAUGAUGAGGUGGCCUUCAAUAUCUGUAAAUCCAUGAAGUAA